AUGUCCAAGAACGACCCAGAGGUUGUCCAUUUAGUUGACCGGUGGUGUAGGGCUGAUGAGUUGCAUGGCUCGGCCAGGCUCCAAAAGAAGCGAGCAGCUCAGGAGGUGAGCAGUUCAGCGGUCUCCCGUUGGGAGUCAGGGUCUUUGGCCUCUGAGUUGAAGUCGGUGACGCAAACGGCAAUGCAGCAGACCAAGGAGGCCGUCAUCGGAGAGGCCAAGAUCGUGGCGAAAGAUAUGGUUGACUUGAAGGACGGUGUGGCAGAGGGCAUGCGGCUCACGGUGCAAGACAGCCACUUGUUGCGGGAGAGGCUCCAGCAACAGACACGGAAGGUCUUUCAUCGAGAGGAGUCCUCUUCCGCUGGGGCAACUUCAACAUCCUCCACCGAAAAAAGGCCGAUCGGUUUUGGGCUCGUUUCCAGGUGA
Molecule: messenger RNA, 423 nt
Organism: Durusdinium trenchii
Lineage: Eukaryota; Dinophyceae; Suessiales; Symbiodiniaceae
Source: the annotation of a GenBank genome assembly